Messenger RNA from Ceutorhynchus assimilis (cabbage seed weevil), 1446 nucleotides. The record is from the annotation of a GenBank genome assembly. NCBI's taxonomy places the organism in Eukaryota, Metazoa, Arthropoda, Insecta, Coleoptera, Curculionidae.
GCGACAAAGAAUGAAUUUCGCGCGCUUGAAUUUGUUGUUGGCCUCUUAAGAAAUUAAUAACAAAAUUGGAUUAUUGGUUAAUCUCAUUUACGCAUUCAGCUCCUUUCUUAGUAGUAGUUGUUUAUCCUUGUUGUUAAUAAAAGAAACCAAGUGUGGAAUUUAUUAUCUGGUAAAAUGUUAAUUUUUUUGAUCUUUCCCUUUUUACUCUUGGGAGUAAUCAGUGCCGAUGAAAAUUAUUUACAUCCGCUAUCUGACGAGUUUAUUCAGCAUAUCAACAAUCAGAAAAGUACAUGGAAGGCAGGAAAAAAUUUCCCUACAAACACCCCGAUGAAAUACAUUGAAGGGCUGAUGGGAGUUCUACCAAAUCACAAAAUGUUCAUGCCUCCCGUACUGAUUCAUCAACUGGAAGGUGUGGAAUUGCCACAAACAUUCGAUUCGCGCACUCAAUGGCCCGACUGUCCUACAAUCAAAGAGAUCAGAGAUCAGGGAUCUUGCGGAUCUUGCUGGGCUUUCGGAGCAGUAGAAGUAAUGUCCGACCGCGUUUGCAUCCACUCCAACGGGCAAACGCAUUUCCGCUUCUCCGCAGACGAUUUGGUGUCUUGUUGCUACACUUGCGGCAUGGGCUGUAACGGAGGCUUUCCGGGGGCGGCUUUCCAUUAUUGGGUGCGAAAAGGAAUCGUUUCCGGAGGGCCGUUCGGAUCCGAACAAGGGUGCAGACCUUACGAAAUUGCGCCUUGCGAACAUCACGUUAACGGAACCAGGCCACCAUGUACAGGUGACGACAAUAAAACCCCGAAAUGCGUGCAGCAAUGCGAAAAAACCUACACCAUCACCUACGACCAAGAUAGACACUACGGUUCCAAGGCCUACUCUGUUGCCAGCAGAGUGGAACAAAUUCAAAUGGAAAUCUCCACCAAUGGACCAGUGGAAGGCGCUUUUUCCGUUUACGCUGAUUUGUUGAAUUAUAAAAGCGGUGUGUAUCAACACGUAUCAGGCAAAUUCCUAGGAGGACAUGCCAUAAGGAUUCUAGGAUGGGGCGUCGAAAAUAACGUGCCUUAUUGGUUGAUUGCCAACUCGUGGAAUUCCGAUUGGGGCGAUAACGGCACUUUCAAAAUACUAAGAGGCGAAGAUCAUGUCGGUAUUGAGAGUUCCAUUGUUGCUGGAUUACCAAAAUGAUAACAUUUUGCUGCUUUUUACAUUACAUAUGGCCGUUUGAACUGACCAUUUUAAGGAAGCCUUAGCGUUAAGUAUUCCUUAAAGUGACAUUUCUCCAUAUGAAAAUGUCAUUUUAAGAAAUACUUCUCGUUAAGGCUUCCCUAAAAUGGUCAAUGCAAACGACCAAUAAGUAAUAGGGAUCAAGAAUAAUUAUUUUAAAUUUGUUUUAAAUUAAAUAUAAUGUAUCAUAAUUUUACGUUUUUCAAUAAAUAAAUAAAUCUGAAAUAAUAG